CUUCCUUGUCAAGCGAAGCCGAACUCCUCUUCCUCCUCCGCUGAUCCUCCCAAGUCCCAAACCCGCGCCCCGAAUCUGCUGCCGCCGCUGCGUCCGUGUCGGCUUUGCCCCGCCGGUGAAGAUGUUGUCGAGGAUCUCCCGCCUUGGCGUCCACGCCCUGAACCGGGCGAGGCUAGGUCAAAAGUCAGUAACUUCAAGGAAUCAGGAAGAACCCAUCAGAGCCUGUAUGAACUAUGUGGGUAAUCAUUCUCUAUGUUCCGCCACGGAAGCUAAAGUCAGUGACAGGAGCGAACAGCCGAAAGCUAAGAUAUCUGUGACAUUUGUUGAUAAGGAUGGCGAUGAAACGGUUAUCAAUGUUCCUAUUGGGAUGUCAAUGCUGGAAGCUGCUCAUGAGAAUGACAUAGAACUUGAAGGAGCAUGUGAGGGCUCUCUUGCAUGUUCUACCUGUCAUGUGAUUGUAACGGACGUAGACUACUAUAACAAAUUGGAAGAUCCUGAAGAUGAGGAAAACGAUAUGCUGGACCUUGCUUUUGGGCUUACAGAAACAUCUCGCCUUGGUUGCCAAGUAAUUGCAAGCCCUGAACUUGAUGGCAUAAGAUUAGCACUGCCAGCAGCUACCAGAAAUUUUGCUGUUGAUGGGCAUGUCCCGAAACCACACUGACUAAGCACUGGGUUGGUGGCAGUACUGCAUUCUUCUCUCACAAGUACUCUCUCCGUUCCGAAUUACUUGUCUUGGAUUUGUCUAGAUACGGAUGUAUCUAGACUCAUUUUAGUGCUAGAUACCUCCGUAUCUAGAUAAAUCCAAGACAAGUAAUUCGGAACGGAGGAAGUAGUUGAUUUUUCUCGUUGACAUUUUCGAUGUUUACAGAUGCUGAAACGUUGUUUUUGUCCCCCACUGCAUUUGAGAAGGAACGAAAGUGACCGA
This is a messenger RNA of Triticum dicoccoides, 925 nucleotides long. Its product is annotated as 2Fe-2S ferredoxin-like. Gene Ontology annotation, biological process: P450-containing electron transport chain. Lineage: Eukaryota; Viridiplantae; Streptophyta; Magnoliopsida; Poales; Poaceae. Gene Ontology annotation, cellular component: mitochondrion. The transcript has 8 exons. Gene Ontology annotation, molecular function: electron transfer activity; 2 iron, 2 sulfur cluster binding. Bases 122 to 661 code for a protein of 179 amino acids. The record is from RefSeq and is a predicted model, not a curated record.